Messenger RNA from Fraxinus pennsylvanica, 624 nucleotides. The record is from the annotation of a GenBank genome assembly. Lineage: Eukaryota; Viridiplantae; Streptophyta; Magnoliopsida; Lamiales; Oleaceae.
AUGAUGAGAGAUACAAACUUUGGCAUAGAAACUGGAAAUGGUUAUUCCAAGUUUGAUGAUGAUGGCCGCAUUAAACGAACUGUUGCUGCUGUUAUGUCUUUUGCUUACUCCUCCAUUGGCAUUGCUCUCUCCAUAGCCAAAGUUGCAGGAGGAGAUGGACAUGCUGAGACUGGCCUCACAGGGAUACCAAUAGGAGAGAAUCAGUCAAGUGUGGACAAGAUGUGGAAUACAUUAUCUGCUUUUGGAAACAUUGCAUUUGCUUAUGCUUUCUCUAACGUCCUUGUUGAAAUACAGGAUACAGUAAAAUCAGGGCAACCAGAGAACAAAGUGAUGAAGAAGGCUACUUUAAUUGCAAUAUCGAUCUCCACUCUAUUUUAUAUGCUAUGCGGUAUGGCAGGUCAUCAAAGUAGGAUAGCUUGCCUCCCUAAUGUUUGCCCAAAUCUCGAAGUUCUCAUAUUACAUAAGUAUUAUGAUAAAGAACUGCCCUCCCUCCUUGGAGAGAUAAGAAUAGUGCCUGAAUGCUUGUUGUCACGAGUUGAAGUUAUUGAGCUUGAUGGAUUUGAAGGGAACAAAGAUGAUAUGGAAAUGGUGAAGUAUUUCUUGGCUAAUAUGCACGGGUUCUAA